AAAACUUGAACUCCAAUUCUUCAAGGUUUCAGAUUUCAAUGGAUUCCGCAUUGUCCUCAACGUCAAUCUAAACGUGGAAGCGAAAUAUUUAAUCUAGGGAUUAAUUAAUCAUGAUUAUCAGCAUUUCUCACAGACUAAUCUAGCGAAGACAAGCUAGGAUAUAAUUACCAGAAAAUAUAUUUUUUGGUAUUUCCACUAGACAAAAUGGAAAUAUUUGUCACAAGCUUUUUAAUGUUCAGCUUACUGAUAAACCACACAGUUCAAACAUCAACUAUAAACAGAACUGAACCCUUCACUUGUCCACCAGUUUUGUGUUCGGAAAGCCCCAGGACAGACCGUUGUUCAUGUCAGAAAGACUGCUAUUUAUACGAUGAAUGUUGUUCCGACCGUCUUAAUCACACAACUUCUGACUUCGAGACUCCAUAUCCCUCAAUGUCUUAUAGUUGUAACAAUAUUAAUGGUGGAAAUUACUAUCAAUUUCACCGCUGUCCAACUAACUAUGAUAUAACGGAACAUGUGAACAACUGUGAAAAUCCUAACUCAGACGAACAACUACAUCAUGUACCUGCUUUUGGUAAAACAAGUAAAAAACUCUAUAGGAACUUAUAUUGUGCUCUCUGUCACAGAGAAGAAUAUAUUUUGUGGAAUGUUUCUUACCAAUAUUUCUCUGGGGAUGAUGAUCCCAAAAUCACUUUUGAUAACGCUUCACAUAUUUUCAAUAAUGAAAGUAGUGACAUAGACAAACAAGUCCCUUCUCACGAAUUUUACCAAUAUUUGUAUACAUGCACUUCUCAUAUUUCGGUUUGUGCGCAACAUAGUACCAAUAAAACAUUAGAACAUCUAUGUGAGGACAAUGGUAUGAGACUUGUUAAUGCAAAUAAUACAGUGUUUAGAAAUAUUUACUGUGCACUUUGCAAUGGUAUUGAAAUUGAGGAUAUCCGAUGCGACAUCGAUAUACCAUUAUAUGAUUUUCGAAAUCAAAAGAGAAAAGCAACUCCUUCUCUGAUGAUAAUUUUUCGUGACCCUAAAAUAUCUAUCGAAAUACAAUAUAAAAUGUCCUACAAGGAAUAUAUUUCUAUGCUCUCCUGUGCGAAAAAUACUCUCUACGAUAAGAAUACUCAGGAAUGCCGACAAAUCUCCUCUAAUUCUACUCUAAAUUGUACUACAACAAGAUUAAAUGAAUCUGAGUAUUACAUCACUAAUGAUGGUCUUCUCUACCUGAAUAAAACCCAUCUUUUGCUGAAUCAAUCAGAUUUCGGUUUUGAUGAAGAUGGUACAAUUAUCAUCUGCGUAAAAAGUGUUAUCAAUGUAUUACGAAAGUAUUCCGAUGUUGAAGCUUAUAUCACAUUAGUGGGACUAGUGACCUCUAUUCCAGCUUUAGCAAUCACUAUUAUAGUUUAUCUCUGUGUACCCGAUCUCCGUACCUUACCAGGUAAAUUACUCAUUAGUCUUUUAUCAGCAUUGUUUGUAGCUGAGCUUCUCUUUCUUAUCUCAUCACAAGUCACUACAUCUACAGUGCUGUGUAAAACUUUAGCUAUAGUGAUACAUUAUUCUUUUCUAGCGAGUUUCUUCUGGAUGAAUGUUGUAUCAUUCGAUGCCUGGUACACUUUCUCAGGACUUACACAACUUCGAAUUAAAAGAAACGGUACCAAGAGACUUGUAUUUUAUUCCUUGUAUGCUUGGAUCUGUCCAUUUGUAAUAGUAACAAUAUCACUGAUAUUUGAGUACACACCUGGAAAUCAUGACCUUUCUCCAGAAUAUGGAAACGGUAUUUGCUGGAUUACAAACGGAAAAAGUCUGCUAUGGCUGUUUGGAUUCCCUGUUAUGCUAAUUUUGUGUCUUAAUAUAACAGCAUUUAUCCUCACUAUUAGAGGGCUAUAUAUGUCUAGCAAACUUUCUGCGAAAUAUUUAUCAAAACAUAAUAAAUUGGAGUUCAUUGUAUGCAUAAAACUGUUUUUUAUUAUGGGACUUACGUGGACAUUUGCAUUCCUGUAUACCUUUACACAAAUUGAAGAAUUUUCUCUAAUAUUUUGUAUUUUAAAUUCUUUUAUUGGAUUAUUUAUUUGUCUAUCAUUUCUCUUCACAAAGAUCGUCUGCCGCAAUAUAUUUAAAACAUUUCAUCUUAUUUCAAAAUGGCUUCCCACAGAAUUUAGUGAGAUAUCUUUAACUUCUCAGAAAACUUCAUCGACAAAAAUACCAACAAAAGUUUCGUUUGAAUAGUACAAUUGUUGUUCGGAGAACGAAACGAAUUUCAUAGUUUUUCAUACAAAGGCAAACAACAUUUUCGGCCUUUGUAAUGGGGCAAUAUGCU
Molecule: messenger RNA, 2311 nt
Organism: Octopus bimaculoides (California two-spot octopus)
Lineage: Eukaryota; Metazoa; Mollusca; Cephalopoda; Octopoda; Octopodidae
Biological process (GO): G protein-coupled receptor signaling pathway; cell surface receptor signaling pathway
Cellular component (GO): membrane
Molecular function (GO): G protein-coupled receptor activity
Source: RefSeq, a predicted model, not a curated record